GUCGAAUAGAGCAGAUGAAGUUGCUUUAACAUGAUCUAAAAUUAUUUUCAUGAAAAAGACAAAUAAGAUGAGAUGUGUUGCAAUUGGUUGCAUAUUGUUCCUAUUGUCAACAUGUAAUAGUCUCUUACACAGCGAAAUAUGUCCUAGAACAAUUGCCUGUACCUGUGUUAAGGAAACAGCGGAAGCUUCAUGCAUCCGUGCAAACCUGACAUAUAUUCCAGUUUUACCAACGUAUAUCAAGAAACUUGAUUUUGAUCGCAAUUUUCUCAAGAGCAUAAGCGUAUCAACUUUUGAACCUUUAGAACAUCUUGAACUUAUCUUCUUGUCGUUAAGUUCGUGUCAUAUAACCCACAUUAACGACGAUUCUUUCACGCGUUUGAAAUACGUUCUUGACUUGAAUCUUAGUAGAAACCCUUUAUCAUCAAGAAUAGUAGCAGCAGCAUUAGCUCGAAUUAGUUCUGUACAUUUUCAUACUAUUCGUUUAAACUAUCUUUUAUGGAGUGAUGAACCAACUGAUGUAUAUCUGUCACUCUCUCGAUUCAAUAUCAGAAGGUUGGAUAUGUAUAUCAAUAACUUAACACAUUUGAAUAUGUCAUUUUUAAGUGAAAAUUUACCUCAAUUAGAAACGUUUUUGGUUGGAGGAGGAAUGAUUUCGUCUAUUCAGACUGGAUUUUUUCCAAAUUUGAAACUUCUCGAUUUGAAUACAAAUCGCAUUAAUAUAGGUAGAAAGUUUUUUGUAAACGACAUGAUGUGUUUUUUCCCAAAUCUCAAGCGUUUGAAUCUUAUGUACAAUUUGAUCAUGAGUGUUAACAAUAUUUUCAAAUGUUUGAAAACGCUAGAAAUUUUAUCGUUAGGUGGUAACCCGUUUAACGAAAUUUUAGAUAAUACAUUUUCCGAACUCAUAUCCCUCAAGUAUCUUCAUCUUGGAUUUUUAAGAAAGAAUUUCAGAAGAAUUGGGAAACAAGCAUUUCGAAACAGCAAAUUAGAAAACCUUAACUUUGGAGAUAAUAAUUUUAAAUUUACAAAUGAUAGUCUUUACCAAUUUGACCCAAAUGAAAUUUUCCGCUAUAAUCCACAAAUGAAGUCAUUAAUACUGAAUCGAAACGUUUUCCAGUCAACGCCAAUUUUGCGAAAAAUGUUAUUACCUUUGAAAAGGUUGAAAUUUCUUUACUUAGACGAAUGUCAUAUACAAAACAUACCCACAGAUCUCUUUUUUAAACUUCCGUACUUAGAAAUUGUUUCAAUGAAACACAACAAAAUCUCAACCUGGAAUGGAUAUAAAGUGUUUGGAAACGAAACGGCGAUACACACCCUGAUGUUGUCAGAUAAUACUAUAUCAGUUGUGAAUGAAAUACUUUUUCCUAUGACCUCAUUGAGAAAUUUAAGAACUUUUUCACUGGCAAGUAAUCCAUUUGCUUGUACGUGCGAAAAUUUAUGGUUUCGAAAUUGGCUACGAAAUAAAAACUUUGUGUUUGAAGAUUUUCCUUCUAACUAUCAAUGUAAAACACCAUUGAGUAAGACUGGUCGAUUGAUAAAAGAUUCAUUACCUAGUUCUGUCGAAUGUAAUCGGAAAGACAAUGAAGUUUUUACAGCAGUUGUGACAUCUCUAUCUGUGUUUGGUAUUGUUUUCGUCAUAGUGUUAAGUAUAGUAUUUAGAUUGCGUUGGCAUAUAAGGUAUUGGUUAUACCUCUUCCGUGUGAAAAAGAAAGGAUUUGCGCUGAUUUCGAAUGAAGAAACACAAAACUACAUAUAUGAAGGAUAUGUCAUCUAUUGUGAUGAGGAUAUCACAUGGAUUCGACACAAGCUUUUGGACAAAAUUGAAAAAGAGGCAUCAUUACCACUAUGUAUUAGAGACCGUAACUUCGAAGCUGGAAAAGUAUUUGUUGAUAAUAUUAUUGAAAAAAUGUCUGAGAGCAGAAGAGUUAUACUUGUUAUAUCUCGUGAUAUGGUUCAAAGUAAUUGGUGUUUGUUUGAAUGUAGAGUGGCACAGGAGAAAUUCCUUAAUAGAGAAUCGGAUGCAUUAAUUAGUUUGGUGGUAGAAGACGUUCCUAAAGAAGAAAUGACUUCGAGUUUGCGAGCAUUUGUCAACUCUGCCGUUUACAUGAAAUUUCCUAAAAAGGAGUAUGAUGAGGAAACAUUUUGGUUAAAUUUGACAAAAAUAUUUCAUGAACGUGAAAAGUAAUACACACCAAGUUUCCGGUUAGGAACAAUACGAACAAUGCAUUUUCUAUCCUUAAUCUGAUCACAAUAUUCUUCAAAUGAAAUUUUACUUUCAAAAAUAGAGAUGUAAUAAUAAUAAUUAGUAAAACUAAAAAUAAAGAUUGUGAUUAAUG
Messenger RNA from Mytilus trossulus (common blue mussel), 2333 nucleotides. Its product is annotated as toll-like receptor 13. Gene Ontology annotation, biological process: immune response; toll-like receptor signaling pathway; inflammatory response. The coding region runs from base 50 to 2182 and encodes 710 amino acids. Gene Ontology annotation, cellular component: plasma membrane. Gene Ontology annotation, molecular function: transmembrane signaling receptor activity; protein binding. The transcript is spliced from 2 exons. NCBI's taxonomy places the organism in Eukaryota, Metazoa, Mollusca, Bivalvia, Mytilida, Mytilidae. The record is from RefSeq and is a predicted model, not a curated record.